AUGGUUACCGGAAAGGGCGCUGAGGCGUUUCACCAACUGCCUCCGACGACCUCCCAGCACGGCUUCGGCGCAACCUCCCCGCCCUCGAAGCGCGACCUGGCAUCCUGGUGGAGGCAGUUCAAGAGAAAUACUCGCAAGGAGGAACCGAAGGAACCCCAAGGUAUCUUCGGCAUCCCUCUCAACGUCAGCAUCAAGUACGCCAACGUCGCUAUUUCCCUUACCAACGAUAACGGCGAGAGUUUCAUCUACGGAUACGUCCCGAUCGUGGUGGCGAAAUGUGGGGUCUUCUUGAAGGAAAAAGCGACCGAUGUUGAAGGAAUCUUUCGUCUCAGCGGAUCUGCAAAACGUAUCAAGGAUCUGCAGGAAAUAUUUGACUCCCCGGAGCGAUAUGGAAAGGGCCUGGACUGGACCGGGUACACGGUUCACGAUGCCGCCAACGUCCUUCGUCGCUACCUGAAUCAACUCCCCGAACCGAUCGUUCCGCUAGAAUUCUACGAGCGCUUUCGCGAGCCGCUGCGAGUUUACCAGAACCAGGUUCAGAAUAGCAACGGCGCCACGACGGAGUCGGACCCCUUCGACCAUGCGAAAGCGGUCGCAUCGUACCAGCAGCUGAUCCGAGAGCUCCCGCCGUUGAACAAGCAGCUGCUCCUUUAUAUUCUCGACCUUCUGGCUGUCUUUGCAUCCAAGUCGGACCAGAACCGCAUGACGUCGGCCAACCUUUCCGCCAUCUUUCAACCGGGGCUGCUGUCUCACCCCCAGCAUGACAUGGCGCCCGACGAGUAUAAACUGAGCCAGGAUGUAUUGAUAUUUUUGAUUGAAAACCAAGAUCACUUCCUCUUCGGUAUGAACGGCACCGCCGCGGAUGAGCAGACGGUGAAGGAGGUGGAGGGCGGAAUGGCGCACCGCACGGCGACCACCAGCUCAAACAUCCGGCGCUCGGUCUCGAGCGCAAGUGGUGGGGGCGAGAGUUUCCGCAAAUAUGGCAGUCUUCGCCGCAACGUGUCGGUAUCAUCGAAGAAUUCGCGGCAAUCGAACACUGCGCAGGGUCCUACGACCCCGACCUCUCUGGGUGCAGUUGGCGUCCACCGCAGUAACACGCUGCCCUCCAAAAUGUCCCCGGCCAUGCGCUAUGGCCGGGUGACGGAAGCGACCGGACUGAACACCUCGGAGCGUACAUCUGCACAACACUCGCGGUCCUCCAGCGUCGCACCGUCCGCACGGGAGGACAAUUCGCAACCGUCUGUGCCACCACAGCCGACACCGCAGCAGCAACCGCCCACCGUCACCCCUGCGCAGGGGGUUCAGCCUGCGACCGGGCUUGUUUAUGUGCAUACGUCCACCCACGGCCCAAUUCCCAAGGUCAUUCCUGUGCAACCGCCGGUGGCAGAAGCGCCCGUCCAGACCGAAAAACCAGCCCAACCGGUUGCUCAGCCGGAGAAGCCUGUCGGGCCCCCUCCUGCUCCUGCUGCUGCUCCUGCACCUGCACCCGUUUCCGUUCCCGUUCCUCCACCUACUGCUGCUGUUCCCCCUGUCACAACAGCCCCGGCACCGGCACCGGCACCGGCCCCAGCUCCAGCUCCAGCACCGGUCACUUCUGCCCUGCAGGAGAGUUUAUCUCCUCCAUCCUCUCCUCCUCAGACCGCAGUGACUCCGACCCGAGAACGGAAAAUCUCCAGUAUAUUCUCCAAAUCGCCGCCGUCAAGUAGCGACCAGAAGGACCCUCCGCGGCAGCCCAAUCGCUUAAAGAAGAAGCGGAUCCCCGGAAGCGGCCACCUCGGACCCGACCACCAUCAAUUCGCCCCUCAAGCCGGGCGACCGGUGGAUGCCAACACCGAUGCUGGGGGUGCUACACCGAGACCUCCCAACGCCACGAGCUUUGACGAUCUGGCCUUGAGACAAGAGAGAACGGCAGUCCAGCAUGAGAAUGGACAACACCAGCACCCAGCUAGCAGCAGCGGCGACACGACGCUGCGACCGUAUGGGUCGCGAACCCCGUCGAUGAAUUCCCGGUCAUCAUUCACCGACGUAUCCGACAUCGACCAAAUCGACGACGCGACCAAGACGGAGCGGAAGGAACAUCGGCGGAGUUGGCGAUUCCCCCGCUCGUCUAAACGCAGCAACGAGCAGAUGGGUCUGGGUCUGGGCUCGCCGCCCCUCAUGGCAUCGACCCCCGGGGCGGAUCGCAGCACAAGUUCGAUCGGCAGCUGGCAUCAUGCUAGUCGCAGUUCUCCGUCGGAUCUCCAGCAGUUUGCCAACGACCCCUCUUACCAGCCAUUGAGUCUGGACGCUGAGGUCAGCAAUAGUGGCAAGGAUUCGGGAAGUUCGGAGCCAGAGAGGCGCAGUCUCUUUGGGAAGUUCAAAGCCAAGGUCGCACAGGUCCGGGAUGAAGUCAAGCACUCUUCGGAGCGUGAGCGCACUCGAAGUCCCCCGGUCCAGUCUGACCCUGAAAAGUCAGCGUCCAGUCAAACGCUGUCGCCUAUUGGCAGAGACAGUCUACCCAAUCGACCCGCUCCGAUCGAAGUGGUGAAAGAACCGAUCCCGCCCCCUCAUACUAGUACUCCCACCUCGCCGCUGCCCCCAGGACUUCCCCCGGCGAUCCCCGAGGAGCCGCGCACUCCGGAAAGCCCUGUGGCGACACUGGCAACCCCGGAGCCAACACAGGAGAAUGGCACGGGCGAGAAACCCCAGCCAGCAGGGCCGGACACUUUGCCAACCUUUGAGUCUCACAAGGGAGAUGACAGCGAGACCUCCCAUUUUCUGGGAAAUUAG
Molecule: messenger RNA, 2769 nt
Organism: Aspergillus steynii IBT 23096
Lineage: Eukaryota; Fungi; Ascomycota; Eurotiomycetes; Eurotiales; Aspergillaceae
Product: putative Rho GTPase activator (Sac7)
Exons: 4
Coding region: 1-2769 (922 amino acids)
Biological process (GO): regulation of fungal-type cell wall organization; activation of GTPase activity; signal transduction
Cellular component (GO): cell cortex
Molecular function (GO): GTPase activator activity
Source: RefSeq, a predicted model, not a curated record